AUGAGCGUCACACUUCAGAAUCCGUCUCCAGCUCCGACCCUGACCCCCCACAGAGACAUGCAGAGUUAUUCUCUUCAACACUUGGACGCUCAGACCAGAGACAGACUGUUCCGCUGCCAACUCCGACUCCACAGACUCCCCCACACUGAGGAGAAGUGCUCUGGGCUGAAGCAGGAGAGCACAGGAGGUCCCCACGAGUCUGACCACCUAAAACAAACUAAACCCAAGCUUCACAAGUACCUUAAACGACAUCUGGAAACCUGCCCCAAACUCAUGAACCCUCGGGACGACCGCAAAACCCACAGUUGUCACUUCUGCGGGGAGAUGGUCAAGUCCUCAGAUCUCAAACAGCACUUUCUCUCUCACACUGGACAAGGGCCGUAUAAAUGUGACCACUGUGACCUGGCCUUUAUGGAGUCGGCCACGCUCAAACACCAUCGUCAAGAAUCAGGCCUGGACCCUAAAGCUAAAGUCAAGCGUCACAGUUGUCCGUACUGUGGCAAGUCCUUCCACAGAUCCACUGAUGUGAGGAGGCACAUUCGCAUCCACACAGGAGAGAAACCGUACCAGUGCGUGGCGUGUGGGAAGAGAUUCGUCGAUUCUGGAACUCUCAAUCGACACAGGAGGCAAAUUUGCAACAAUGAAAAGGCAAAAAGUAGUAAGACGUUUAAACAAUCGCCUGAAAUCCCCCGCAUUUGUCAGUUCUGCGGAAAAACCUUUGCAAGACAAGACAACGAGACAGAGCCAGACCAGAGAGACGGUUGUGACGAGUGCGGGCGGAGAUUUACUUUGUCAGUGACGCUACAGAGACACGACAGCGUCCACUCAGAGACGUGCUCUCCCAAGAUAAAAGGACAAAACAGCUGUGACAAGUGCGAGAAGUCCUUCACGAAACCACAUCUGCUCAGAAAGCACGAGCUCAGCCACACAGGAGAGAGUCUGUACAGAUGCAGUAGCCGUAGCUUAGCCUUCACCACAGCACACGGUCUUAAAGUGCACAAACGCAGCUGUGGGAAAAGCAUUUCUAAAGAUGAAGUUAUCCAGGAUCAGCGUCUGCAGGUUUCUCACCAACGUCUGUGCUCUCGCUCCGGGACUAAGCCGGUUCAGUGUGAGAAGUGUGGCGUGAUCUUUGCCAAACUCCAUCACCUUCAAAGACACAUGUGGAGCCACCAGGGACGUACGUCGUACCCAUGUGACCAGUGUGGGAAGGUGUUCAAUAACCGGUCCACUCUGCGGACUCACCACCUGGUCCACUCUGGCUCACACGCCUGCAAUCAGUGCGAGAGGAGUUUCACCACAGCAGAAAAGCUACAAGAACAUAAGAAUAUACAUGUUGGGCUCGUUACAUCUACACCUGUGCAGUCUGGAGACGUGUCGGACGGAGAAUCUGACGUAGAAGAAUUGUCCAAUGUCUGUGCUGCAGAAAUGGAAAUCUGGUGUGAAGUGUGUUCGGAAACCUUUAACACCAAAGACCACCCACCGACACUGAUGCCCCGCCAACAGGACGAUUUCGGGCGCCAAUCUAAGCCAAUGACCAGAGAAAUUGGUUGCCAGACUGAUCCAGUCAUUGCACGGCACGCAAGUGUCCAGGCCAACGUGAAGCCGAGCAGACGAAGCAAAGCUAUUCAAGCCCGAAGCGCUUACACAAGUGUCAGUUGUGGCACUGAGGACCUGAUGGAUAUCACUCUUCCUGACUGUCCCAGAGCAGCCUCUACACCUUUAAAAAGGAAAAGGUGUGAGGUGCCAGCGUCUGAUCCCAGCUUCCAUACAGAUGACAGUGUUAGCACUGUGAACUGCUCCAGCCUUCCCGAUGAAGUCCCUCCACACAAGGACAAAAAAUAUAUUGUCCAUGAGGACCACCUGCUGGAGCUUCAACCGAUGGUGAACAACAUCCCGGCUGGGAACCUACAGCUCUGUGCUGCUGUGCUGUUCACCGGCUCAUCAUUUAGCCAGAUUUCAAAGAAGCCAUCAACAGCUCCGACGGCGCAGGAGAGCACAGACGACUAUCUUUACAAAUGUCACUUCUGUGGGAAGAAAUCCAAGGCUGCGUCGGACCUGAAGAGACACAUCCGCACGCACACGGGAGAGCGACCGUACCGAUGUGAGGCCUGCGACGAGGGCUUCGCUCAGCUGGGGAACCUCAAACGCCACCUCCAGGCCUGCCACAACCCGGUCAGACCCCCAGCUAAAAACAAGACCUACAACUGUCAGUACUGUUCGAAAGUCUGCCCGUCCACGUUCAACCUGAAGAGGCACAUCCGCUCUCACACCGGGGAGAGGCUCUUCAAAUGUGACCGCUGUGGGAAAGCGUUCAUGCAGCUGGUGACUCUGCAGCAGCAUCUACAAGCCUGCCCCAAACUGCUGCGGCCUCGUGACCACUGCCAGGACUGCGGGAAAGAACUCGAAACAGAAUCUGAGCUCGCCCAGCACAUCUGCAGGACACGGCCCAGAGCCAAACGCAAAUCUCGCACUUGUCCGGUGUGUGGUAAAACCUUCGUGUCUCCGUACAAACUGCAGCUGCACAGUCGCAUCCACAGCAGAAAGCAGCUGUACCGGUGCGAGCCCUGCGACAAAGCCUUCAUUCAGGCCGGGACGCUGAAACGACAUCUGAAGGUCUGUCCCAAAGCGUUCACGUCUGCGGACAGAGACUCGGGCGAUGUUUUUGCCGUGGAGGUUGACGCGGAGAUCUCGUGUGAAGUGUGUUCGGAGACGUUUAACACCAAAGAUCAGUAUUAUGAACAUCUAAAAAGCCAUGAGAUUGAUCGGAUUGUGAUCUAG
Knipowitschia caucasica is the source of this 2778-nucleotide messenger RNA. Lineage: Eukaryota; Metazoa; Chordata; Actinopteri; Gobiiformes; Gobiidae. The record is from the annotation of a GenBank genome assembly.